Molecule: messenger RNA, 2393 nt
Organism: Onychostruthus taczanowskii (white-rumped snowfinch)
Lineage: Eukaryota; Metazoa; Chordata; Aves; Passeriformes; Passeridae
Gene: DES
Product: desmin
Exons: 9
Coding region: 99-1490 (463 amino acids)
Biological process (GO): skeletal muscle organ development
Cellular component (GO): intermediate filament; cell-cell junction; Z disc
Source: RefSeq, a predicted model, not a curated record
GCGCGCGGUCCCCUCCCGACGCCUCUCCGAGCUGUGCCGGCCUCUCGCCAGCCCUCUGCCUGCUCCCUGCUCCGGCCUCGCCUCCCCACGCCGCCACCAUGAGCCAGUCCUACUCCUCCAGCCAGCGGGUCUCUUCCUACCGCCGCACCUUCGGCGGCUCCCCGGUCUUCCCUCGUGCCUCCUUCGGGAGCAAGGGCAGCAGCGGCAGCUCCGUCACCUCCCGCGUCUACCAGGUGUCCCGCACCUCGGCCGUCCCCAGCCUGUCCACCUUCCGCACCACCCGCGUGACGCCCCUGCGCACCUACCAAAGUGCCUACCAGGGUUCUGGAGAGCUGCUGGACUUCAGCCUGGCUGAUGCCAUGAACCAGGAGUUCCUCCAGACCCGCACCAACGAGAAGGUGGAGCUGCAGGAGCUCAAUGACCGUUUCGCCAACUACAUCGAAAAGGUGCGCUUCCUGGAGCAGCAGAAUGCCCUCAUGGUGGCCGAGGUGAACCGCCUGCGGGGCAAGGAGCCCACGCGCGUGGCCGAGAUGUACGAGGAGGAGCUGCGGGAGCUCCGGCGCCAGAUCGACGUGCUCACCAGCCAGAGGGCUCGCGUGGAGGUUGAGCGUGACAACCUGCUCGAUGACCUGCAGAAGCUCAAGCAGAAGCUGCAAGAGGAGAUCCAGCUGAAGGAGGAGGCUGAGAACAACCUCGCUGCAUUCAGAGCUGAUGUGGAUGCAGCCACACUAGCACGCAUUGACCUGGAAAGACGUAUCGAGUCCCUGCAGGAGGAGAUCGCCUUCCUCAAGAAGGUGCAUGAAGAGGAAAUCCGGGAGCUGCAGGCACAGCUGCAGGAGCAGCACAUCCAGGUGGAGAUGGACAUUUCCAAGCCUGAUUUGACAGCCGCGCUGCGGGACAUCCGCGCUCAGUAUGAGAGCAUUGCUGCCAAGAACAUCGCCGAGGCCGAGGAGUGGUACAAGUCCAAGGUGUCUGACCUGACGCAGGCGGCCAACAAGAACAACGAUGCGCUAAGGCAGGCCAAGCAGGAGAUGCUGGAGUACCGGCACCAGAUCCAGUCCUACACCUGCGAGAUUGAUGCCCUCAAGGGCACGAACGACUCGCUGAUGCGGCAGAUGCGGGAGAUGGAGGAGCGCUUUGCAGGGGAGGCCGGUGGGUACCAGGACACCAUUGCCCGCCUGGAGGAGGAGAUCCGGCACCUGAAGGAUGAGAUGGCCCGGCACCUGCGUGAGUACCAGGACCUGCUCAAUGUCAAGAUGGCCCUGGACGUGGAGAUCGCCACAUACCGCAAGCUGCUGGAGGGAGAGGAGAACCGGAUCAGCAUCCCCAUGCACCAGACCUUCGCUUCCGCACUCAAUUUCCGAGAGACCAGCCCAGAGCAGCGGGGCUCCGAGGUGCACACCAAAAAGACCGUGAUGAUCAAAACCAUCGAAACCCGCGAUGGGGAGGUGGUGAGUGAGGCGACUCAGCAGCAGCAUGAAGUGCUGUAGAGGAGGCUGCUCCAGCAGCCCACUGGCACCUUCUGUCCCUGCCUCCGUCCCUCCGCCAUGCCCCCCUCCUGCCCCCCACCUCGCCUCUCGGCGCUCCCCCGGCACUGCCUGAGGAGUCUCCCCCAUGCAGCUGCCUCUGGGCCCCCCGCACCCCCUGGGCUCUCUCCUCCGGCUUCAAAAGGCUCGCUCUGCUUUUGCAGCUUCGCAGCAGCAACGCCAGCGUCAGGAUCAGGCCAGGGCCGGGGGGCGGCAGGAGGGAGGGACGGGACGGGUGGCAGGGGCUGGGGGGAGCAGGUGGUGGCCUGGGCCAGCUCCACGGAGAGCCGGACGGUCCCAGCAGCGGGUUCUGGAUCCCCCCAGAGGCCCCUUCCCACCCUGGGCACAGGCUUGGGUUCAUCCCACACGAGUGGGGACCCAUCCCCCUCCACCAGCACCGCCAGCCCUCCUGGAGCUGGCACUUCUCCAGGUGCACGGCAGCGAUGCUGGGGAUGGGGAGAAGCUAGGCACGGUUUGGGCUGAGCCCCCUGUUCUCUGCCCAGCUCAGAGCGAGGGGGCCCAGCCUGCGUGUCCCCCCCAGCCCGGGGGGCUCGGGCCCUUGGCUCCCCCCGGCCCAAGAGGCAGCCCCGUGGGGCAGAGGAGGGCAGUGCCCGCCCCUCCCCGUGGCGGGGACCCCCAGCAGCAGGAGGCUGCACGGGGCCAGGCUCAUGAGCCGAGAGGGUACCCGUAGGUGGACACAGGAGAGAGGAGGAGUGAGUGAAUGGGAGAGAGGGGGGAGAGAAUGAGAGGAGCCGGAGAGAGGCCCGGGGGGCCAGGGCAGGCAUCCCCGACCCUUGCCCCAAUGCACCCCCACCCCACCACGUGUAUGAGACUCUUCAGGCGGCUGAAAUAAACAGCGGAGCAUCA